Messenger RNA from Epinephelus lanceolatus (giant grouper), 2818 nucleotides. The record is from RefSeq and is a predicted model, not a curated record. NCBI's taxonomy places the organism in Eukaryota, Metazoa, Chordata, Actinopteri, Perciformes, Serranidae.
CAAGUCAAGUCAGGAUUUAUUUCUAGAGCACAUUUAAUACAACGGCAGUCGACCAAAGUGCUGCACAUAGUGCCAGAGGAAGUGGUCGUAGUGCUGCAGCCAUAGCUGAAGACUAUCAUGAAGGUUAGAGCUUGUACAAGAAGGGAGUUCAGUGUCAUCUUCCUCUUUCUGGCUGUGGCUGCCUUAAUCUUUGGGCUACGUAACGUGGAGGUCCUGGAGCAGUUUCAGCAUAAAAUACACUCCACCACCAACGCCACAAACAUUUCCACUGACCCAGAUGUGAAUCACAGCUUCUGCACCUUCCAGCCACUCUCCGGUGAGGACGCUCUGGAGGAACGCCUCCUACUAGACUCCAUUGCUUGGCCUGAAACUCCACUUUUGCGAGCUCCUGUUUCCCUGGAGAAUACCAGUGAUCCAGCUCACAGCACCUUCACCAUUCUCCCAAGGAGGGGAGGAGGACAGUGGCAAGUAGGGGAUCAGCUGGAGGUUAUGAUAGAAAUGUCUGACUUCCAUGGUCGUCCCAAGAAGUAUGGGGGGGACCUCUUACUCGCCCGGCUCCACAACAUGAAGCUUGUUGCAGGUGUAGCUGGGCAUGUGAUGGAUCAUCUCAAUGGGAGCUACUCUGCUGUGUUCUCUUUACCCUGGGAAGGAGACGCGCAGGUUGAGGUGAUGCUGGUUCACCCUAAUGAGGCUAUCACAGUGCUGAACAGGAUAAACAGAGAACAGCCCGACAGGGUUUUCUUCAAGAGCCUCUUCCGCUCAGGCUCACUCUCUGAAAUUACCAUCUGUGACAUCUGCCUACGUCCAACCCAGCAGCCGCUGUGCAACUUCACUGACCGUCUUACAGGCGACCCUUGGUUCUGCUACAAGCCAAAGAACCUGAGCUGCAAUGCCAGGAUCAACCACGUCAUGGGAGGAGUCAAAUACAUAAUUAAGGGAAAUGAGACGAAGCUCUUUCAAAGGGGUGUCAACUUGAGAGUUGAAAUUCGGGCUUCAGGACCUCCCAGUGUCACUGUGUUGCCAAAAAAUAAAGAUCAACCACAGUUGAAAAGCAGCAUUGUGACAUCUGGACCCUCUGGCUAUUACUACCAGGGUGCAUGGCGAUCAUUAAAUGGCCCCACAGUUCGCCAGUUCAACAUCUCUGACAUCAGUCCGUGUCUGAAAGGCAAGGUGGUCCACAUGUAUGGAGACUCCACCGUCAGGCAGUUUUUUGAAUAUCUCAACGCAGUACUACCAGAUCUUAAGGAGUUCGACCUGCACAGUCCGAAGAGAGCUGGACCUUACAUGGCCUUAGACUAUGCAAACAAUAUCAGGGUAACAUACCGCUUCCAUGGUCCUCCUAUCCGUAUUGUCACUGUCCCAACCAGGGAGCUUCGUUACAUUGCUAAUGAAAUAGAUGGUUUAAUUGGAGGCACCAAUACUGUUGUACUUUUUUGUGUCUGGGCUCACUUUGGCCCUUAUCCCAUGGAGCUCUACAUCCGGAGGCUGCAGAGCAUCCGCAGGGCGGUGGUGCAGCUGCUGGACAGGGCUCCCGGCACAGUGGUCAUCAUCCGGACUGGGAACCCGCAAGGCCUGACGCUUAAUUUUGCACAAACAAAAAGUGACUGGUUCUCACUGCGGUUCAACAAGGUGCUCAGACUCAUGUUCAAAGGACUGAAUGUUCAUCUGAUUGAUGCCUGGGAGAUGGUCGUGGCCCACUAUCUGUCGCACAUGCUCCACCCACAACCUCCCAUUAUUAAGAAUAUGAUGAAUGUUAUCUUGUCCUAUGUAUGUCCUGCAAAGGGCAACUAGAUGUACAUUUGUUGGGGGGGGAGGUCAUUUCAGAUUUGUCACAGGGUAUUGGACAUUUUCAUUUGGAAAAGUAGCACAGGAUAAAGCAUGUCAACUUCUAAACCACAAGAAUUCACAACAGAUGGGCAGAAACAGGAGAUCUACCUAGGUGCAGUUAGUUUCCUGAUAACCUCUUCAACCCUGCCCACCAGCUCCAAGGCCAGGAAGCCAAAUCAGCCCCAGGAAAAAAAGGCAGAGAAAGGGAGGUCACAAAACUUAAAAUAUUCACAACUGUUAGGCAUUGGGGAUACAAUUCUGAAAAAAAUCACACAUCAAUCAGCUGGUUUCUCAUGAACUUGAGGCAAUAAUAUCACAUAUGCAAAACUGUUGGGUUUUUUUGUCAUUUUAGGCUUAAAGCACUAAAGUCUGAAAAAAUGUCCCAUCAUUCUGCUGUUUUAGGUGUACUGUCAAAGAUUUUGGUAACAUUUGAUGAAAAAAUGUUGUGCACACAGUACAAAUUACAACAAGGUAUUGAAUAUCACUGUGGGCAUAUUCUUAUGAAUAUAGACUGACAUACUUCUGAAUUGACUUUAGGCUGCAGUAAGACAAACUUUUGUCACAAUUCAAUGGGUGUGCUGAAAAAAUUCUCAGCUCUGUAGGGCAUUCUGGUGAUUUAUUAUGAUUUUUUGAAGCUUGGAAUGAGAAAUAUUUUUGAAAUUUAGAUUUAAUAUAAUAAGCCGUGAUGGGAAUAACGUUAUCUCUACAACUAGCUAACAUUAAUCCAUUGUCUCACUGCUUGACUGAGCACCAGUGUAAGCUAACAUUCACAUAAUUUUUUUUUUUUUUGAUGCACCGACCCAUCAAAUAUAUGGAAAGAAUACAAUAAAGAUUUGUAGAAAGAGUGAGGAUUAAAAGAUUCAACUACAAUGGGGAUGAUUCAAAGGCAGUGUGCAGAUUCAGAUUCUGUGUGACAUAUGUACUCAUCAUUCAGAUCUUGUUCAGCAUACCACCACUGUUAAUAUGAAAGUAAAAUGGCUCUUAUAUGCAA